Lampris incognitus (smalleye Pacific opah) is the source of this 1623-nucleotide messenger RNA. RefSeq names its product proteasome 26S subunit ubiquitin receptor, non-ATPase 4a (gene psmd4a). Gene Ontology annotation, molecular function: polyubiquitin modification-dependent protein binding. Bases 18 to 1136 code for a protein of 372 amino acids. NCBI's taxonomy places the organism in Eukaryota, Metazoa, Chordata, Actinopteri, Lampriformes, Lampridae. The transcript has 10 exons. Gene Ontology annotation, cellular component: cytosol; nucleus; proteasome regulatory particle, base subcomplex. The record is from RefSeq and is a predicted model, not a curated record. Gene Ontology annotation, biological process: proteasome-mediated ubiquitin-dependent protein catabolic process.
AACAAGAAGUUUUCAAAAUGGUGCUUGAAAGCACUAUGGUCUGUGUGGACAACAGUGAGUACAUGAGAAAUGGGGACUUCCUACCCACGAGGCUACAAGCACAACAAGAUGCUGUCAACAUUGUCUGCCAUUCUAAAACGCGCAGCAACCCAGAGAACAAUGUGGGCCUCAUCACAAUGGCAAACAACUGUGAGGUCCUGACCACAUUGACCCCAGAUACUGGCCGCAUUCUGUCUAAACUUCAUGCUGUUCAGCCCCGUGGCAAGAUCUCAUUCUGUACAGGCAUCAGAGUGGCUCAUCUGGCCCUAAAACACAGACAGGGAAAAAACCACAAAAUGAGAAUCAUUGCCUUUGUGGGAAGUCCUGUGGAAGACAAUGAGAAAGAUCUUGUUAAAUUGUCAAAGCGCUUGAAAAAAGAGAAGGUGAAUGUCGAUAUCAUUAACUUUGGAGAAGAGGAGGUGAACACAGAGAAGCUGACUUCCUUCAUUAACACUCUCAAUGGUAAGGAGGGCACAGGCUCACACCUGGUCACUGUCCCUCCAGGACCUAGCCUUGCAGAUGCCCUUCUCUCAUCUCCCAUCUUAGCUGGUGAGGGAGGCUCCAUGAUGGGUCUGGGUGCCAGCGACUUUGAGUUUGGUGUGGAUCCCAGUGCUGAUCCAGAGCUUGCCUUGGCUUUGCGUGUGUCCAUGGAAGAGCAGAGACAGAGGCAAGAGGAGGAGGCCCGCAGAGCUGCUGCUGCCUCUGCCGCCGAGGCAGGCAUGCCGACUCCCACUGCAGAUGAGUCAGAAGAGGCCUUGCUGAAGAUGUCAGUGUCUCAACCUGAGACGGGUGCAGCAGUGCUUCCUGACUUCAGUAGCAUGACGGAGGAGGAGCAGAUAGCCUACGCAAUGCAGAUGUCGCUUGCAGGAGGAGAGUAUGGCGAUAUGGACACAGGAGCUCCCAUGGACACUGCAGAAUCAGCCAAGGAAGAAGAUGAUUAUGAUGUGAUGCAAGACCCAGAGUUCCUCCAGAGUGUUUUGGAGAACCUGCCAGGUGUGGACCCCAACAAUGAGGCAAUCCGCAAUGCCAUGGGCUCUCUGGCCUCUCAGACAGGGAGCAAGCCAGAUGGCAAAAAGGAUGAGGAGAAGAAGAAAUGACGAGACAGAGACAAAACAGUCAAGCAGAGUUGGACAGCAGAUAUGGAAUUGGACAAACAAACCGUUGCAGACUAAUACAGGAUUACCUUAAUACAAGAGGAGGUUGACGUUGCAUCACCUGACUGACCCAGCACCUGCAUGACAACAUUAAGACUGAUAUUUACUAUCAUCCUCACUUUGGAAGAUACUCAAAAGAACCAAUAAGUGAAAUCAAAAUGAUUAGAGUACUGAAUUACCAUUUAGAGUGUUGUAAGAUUUUAACUGCUCAGUAACAAUGGUUUUCAUUGAUAUUGUACGGGAUAACACGGGCUUACUCUUGACCUGCCUUUUGCCCUCCUUACUCUGCAAUUUAAUACAUUGUUUAAUUACUGAUUGAGAUAUCAAUGACUUGGAAAUUGGUUUGUAUUGUGAUGACAGGUUCUUACACCAAACAUUUAGCUGUUCUCCUGUCAUGUAUUUUUUUGUUUUCUUUUGCAAUAAAGAUAUG